This is a messenger RNA of Aspergillus homomorphus CBS 101889, 1253 nucleotides long. RefSeq names its product TauD/TfdA dioxygenase family protein. The transcript is spliced from 2 exons. The record is from RefSeq and is a predicted model, not a curated record. Lineage: Eukaryota; Fungi; Ascomycota; Eurotiomycetes; Eurotiales; Aspergillaceae. Gene Ontology annotation, cellular component: cytoplasm. Bases 1 to 1212 code for a protein of 403 amino acids. Gene Ontology annotation, molecular function: 2-oxoglutarate-dependent dioxygenase activity.
AUGGCUCCAGCUCCAAUUGACCCCCGGAUCGUCGAUGUGGCAGAACCGCCGAAGCAAACCCUUCCGCUUCCACCGGCAACCCAGGAGCGCCUCGAGAAAGCAGGGAUCGAUCUCUCCCAAGGAUACCCUUAUCGGCCAUCUCGUCCCUUGUACUUGGACGACGUUUACAGCAUCCGCGACUACGACCGGCCACAUGUGGACCCGGGUACUCGCGCGGACCCCGAGAAGAAAGCGCUACUCUCCGCGGCCAAAGAAGUCAUCCACUUGACAAGGCACAUCGGAACGGAGAUAGUGGGACUGCAACUGAAAGACUUGACUGGCCAGCAGAAGGAUGAAUUGGGCCUUCUCAUUGCGGAACGCAGUGUGGUCUUUUUCCGAGAUCAAGACAUUUCUCCACAGCAACAGAAGGAACUUGGAGAAUGGUUCGGCGAGAUUGAGGUCCAUCCCCAAGUGCCGCAGGUCCCUGGCGUCCCAGGCGUGACAGUGAUCUGGCCUGCCCUUCAAGCGACCGAGCGACCGGCGAAUUUCCGCAAUCCAGGAGGUGCAUCGCGAUGGCACACCGACCUCGUGCACGAGCGUCAGCCCGCAGGAGUGACCCAUCUGCACAACGACACUAUCCCCAGCAUCGGUGGGGACACCCUGUGGGCCAGUGGCUAUGCGGCGUAUGAAAAGCUAUCGCCCGCUUUCCGAAAGAUCAUUGAUGGUAGAACCGCCAUCUAUCGAUCCGCACAUCCUUAUCUGGAUCGCAAACACCCGGAACAAGGCCCAAGAUAUGUUGAGCGCGAGCACCCAUUGGUCCGUGUUCAUCCUGCGACAGGCUGGAAAGCGCUGUGGGUGAACCGAGCCAUGACCGACCGCAUUGUCGGCCUCGAUAAAGCUGAGAGCGACCUCAUUUUGAGCUACCUGUGUGAUGUGUAUGAGAAGAACAUUGAUAUCCAGGUUCGGUUUAAGUGGAGCCCACGAACAAGUGUUCUGUGGGAUAACCGGUCAGUAGCCCUGCGUAUGAUACGAUUGAGAUUUGAGCUAACAGGUGGUAGAAUCACCAUUCACAACGCCAGUUGGGAUUACGAAGGCUCCGAGCCCAGACAUGGUACUAGAGUCACGUCACUUGCCGAGAAGCCGUUCUUUGACCCGAAGGCGCCGACCCGUAGGGAGAGUUUGGGCUUGCUGGACGAUGCUGAGAAGGAAGAGCUGGCGAAAGCCAAAAAUUGAACGGGUUCAAGAGAUGGUUGUAAGACAAAGCAGGGUCUUCC